CAAUUCAGGGUUUAGGCUUCUGUUCAGACCAUUCGCUAUGCAAGCCGAAAAUGGCGACUCUCUUCUCUCGUUAUCUUCACUCCGUUUCAUCCUCGUCGACAGCUAAAUCCUCCAUUGUAAGUUACCUUACAGAUUCCUUAGGGUUUUCCAAACCAAAAGCCCAAUCACUCUUCAAUCGCUUUUCAUCCACCGAAACCGAUCCACAAUCUGUUAUUUUGUUCUUUGAAUCUCUUGGAUUCACCAAGACUGAUAUUCGAGCUUGGGUAAAUGAAUCUCCCCAGAUCCUUUUUUCAGGAGUCGAAGAAACCCUAAAGCCGAGGAUUCAGUUUUUCCAGGAUCUAGGGCUCACUGGUUCAGAUCUGGGCAAGUUUAUUUCAAAAAAUCCAGUUUACUUAUCUAAUCGUUUUGAAGAACGAUUGAAACCCUGUGUUGAUGUUAUAGAAAAACUUAUGGUGAAUGAUCAUAGCAAUGAGACUAUCAUUCGAACGUUGAAACGAUGUAAUUGGGUUGAUCUGAAGAAUCCCGUGACAAGAAUUUCUGCUAAUAUCAAGUAUCUAGAGGAAUGUGGGAUUGUUGGGUCACAACUUGUUAUGGUUAUGAAAAGGCAACCAAGGUUGUUGAUUAUGGGUGAAUUGGAACUUAGGGCUCUUGUAUCGAAGGUUUUAGAUAUGGGGUUCUCGAUUGAUUCUAGAAUGCUGGUUCAUGCUCUUCAUAGUAUUAGUUGUAUGAGUGAUCAAACAGUUGAGAGAAAGUUUCAACUGUUCCAAACUCUUGGAUUCACUGAGGUCGAAUGCUUGGAUAUGUUUAAGAGGGCCCCUGGAUUGCUUAGAGUAUCAGAAUCAAAGUUAAAGCUUGGGAUCGAGUUCUUUCUGAAUACAGUCAAGUUUGAACGGGCAGUGUUAGUUCGCCGUCCCACGUGCUUGAUGCUUAGUUUGGAGAAAAGGGUGAUUCCUCGGUACAACAUUUUACAUAUUUUGGCGUCAAAAAGGCUUUUGAAGAAAACACCGAAGUUUCUUAAUGUUGUAUCCAUUCCUGAAGAUGAGUUCUUAGACAGGUUCAUUUUUAAGAACAGAGAUGAUGCAGAGAAGUUGUUACUGGCUUACAAAGGUGGGUGAUCUUGGUUGUGCCAUAAGAAUGUAACAUAAAUGUGGGGUGGUUUCGUGAUUAGAUGUUUUAACAUCAUUGACAUUCAUAAUGAUAGAGAUGUGCACCAUGUUGGUUGGACCUUAGAAGUGGAGAAUAUAUUGGUUGGUUUCAGGGUGUUCUCAAAGGAUGUGCAGAUUAUUAAAUGUGAUAGUUGCAAAAUACUUCCUUGUGAAUUUCAAGCGUCCUAAAAAUGUCUGGGGCAAACUCGGAACUCUUUUCAUUUGGAUUCAUUGCUAAACUACUUAUGCAUAUUCAA
This is a messenger RNA of Cynara cardunculus var. scolymus (artichoke), 1402 nucleotides long. Its product is annotated as transcription termination factor MTERF2, chloroplastic-like. The record is from RefSeq and is a predicted model, not a curated record. The transcript has a single exon. NCBI's taxonomy places the organism in Eukaryota, Viridiplantae, Streptophyta, Magnoliopsida, Asterales, Asteraceae. Bases 51 to 1115 code for a protein of 354 amino acids. Gene Ontology annotation, biological process: regulation of DNA-templated transcription; chloroplast organization. Gene Ontology annotation, cellular component: chloroplast. Gene Ontology annotation, molecular function: double-stranded DNA binding.